CUCAGACUAAAGGCAUUCAAAUUUUCUUAUACGAUUACUUAUUGCGGUGUUUCGUGCAAAAAUGCAAAAAUGUUGAUUUUCGUCAAAUUAAUUGUUUUAUUGAGCCUUUUUGGUGAUGGAGUGAUCGGAAAAGUUAUGGCACCAAUUGGUGCAAUUUUCGACGAGAAUAACGUUAAUGCAGAGCUGGCCUUUCAAUCGGUUAUAUUUAGAGAGAAUAUGUACAACAAAGACGUAGAAUUCGUACCGAAAGUCGUCAAGGUUUCCGUCUCGGAUACAUUUUCCAUUGAAAAACAAGUUUGUGAGUUACUAUCAGAAGGUGUUGUCGCCAUAUUCGGACCGAAUGAUAGACUUUCUAAUGGCAUUGUUAGUUCGAUGUGCGACGUCUUUCACAUACCACAUUUUACGACGAAUUGGAUGGUAUCCGAGGACACAAUGUUUGACACACACAAAUUCACGAGAAAUUUUUUCCCGGAGAGUAACGCAUAUUCGAGAGCUUUGGCGGAAAUUGUGGUAAACUUCGGAUGGACCAGCUUUACCGUUUUAUAUGACAGCAAAGAGGGUCUAAUGAGAUUGCAAGAUAUUGUACAAAUCAAUGGGCCAGAUAAUCCACCAAUUACAGUACAAAAAUUGGAUGACAUCACCGAUUUUCGACCUCUGUUGAAAGACAUCCACAAAAACGGGGAAACACACAUCGUCAUCGAUUGUGACACCUCAAAGAUUAUAGAGAUUUUUCGACAGGCCAACGAAGUUAAAAUGAUGGAAGAGUAUCAAAAUUACUUCAUCACUACCACCGACGCUCAUAUGCUAGAUUUUUUUGAAUUGAAAUUCGUCCGUGCUAACAUCUCCACCAUUCGUCUUGUGGAUCCGAACAGUGUUGAAGCGACAAUAGCCGUUCAGGACUGGAACCAGAACAGUUUCAGAAGUCAAAGUUCUGUAGUGUAUUUGGCCGAGGAAAUUCAGACGGACGCAGCAUUGAUUCACGAUAGCGUUAAAAUGUUCGCUAAUGUUGCUACCGAAAUUGACGAACUGAAUCCGGUCCCACUCAGGUGUAACGGGAAAAAUUCUUGGUCUCAAGGGGAAGAUAUCAUGAAGGCAUUUGAUGAGAAAACCAACAACGGAAUAACGGGCCGCAUUUUGUUCGAUGAAGUUGGUCACAGAAGUCAUUUCACCAUGGAUGUGCUGGAGAUGUCAAAGACCGGAUUCCGAAAAAUAGCAUACUGGGACUCCACUCAAGGUGUCACAUUGACGAGAGACUUAAGUGAGGUAUACUCGAAGAUAUCCGAGUCACUUCACAAUAAAACGGUCAUUGUUGCUACCAUAUUCGGUAUGCCUUUCUUCAAAAACAGAACGGCUGAAGAGGGUGAAGUACUGGAAGGCAACGACCGCUACGAAGGCUAUUCCGUAGACUUAAUUGAUAUGAUUUCUAAGGUAUUAGGAUUCAAGUAUCAAUUUGAGGUCGUGCCGGAUGGCAGAGGUGGUUCACUCGAUAAAAAAACAAACAAGUGGAACGGUGUGGUAAGGCAAUUACUUGAUCGGAAGGCAGAUAUGGGAAUUUGCGAUCUUACAAUAACAUAUGAGCGACGAACCGCAGUCGACUUUACUAACCCGUUUAUGACUCUUGGCGUCAGUAUCUUAUUCGCUAAGCCCAUCAAACAGCCUCCAAAGUUGUUUUCGUUCCUCGAACCCCUUUCGUCAAGCGUUUGGAUUUACAUGGGAGCAGGAUAUCUGGGAGUCUCGAUGUUUCUCUACAUGUUGGCAAGAGCUGCACCAGAUGAUUGGGAAGCUGCUCAUCCAUGCGAAAAAGAUCCCGAAGAAGUCGAAAAUGCGUGGACUUUUCUCAAUUGUACUUGGUUGACUGUUGGCUCAAUAAUGGGACAAGGAUGUGAUAUUCUGCCGAAAGCGAUUUCUACGCGCUUAGUCGCUGGUAUGUGGUGGUUCUUCGCAUUGAUUAUGUUGUCGUCGUACACAGCAAAUUUGGCUGCAUUUUUAACCAAGGAACAAUUGGAUGCUAAAAUUGAAAGUGCCGAAGAUUUAGCGAAACAAAGCAAAAUUAAGUACGGCGUUAUGUCGGGUGGAAGCACCCAAUCAUUUUUUGAAACAUCCAAUUUUUCCCUGUAUCAACGUAUGUGGUCAGCAAUGGAAUCAGCCGAACCAUCGGUCUUUGUGGCAAGCAAUAAAGACGGCGAGGAACGCGUGGCCAAAAGCAAACGCAAGUACGCCUUCCUUAUGGAGUCGUCUUCCAUUGAGUAUAUCGUCGCGAGAAAUUGUAACUUGACACAGAUUGGUGGACUGCUAGACUCCAAGGGAUACGGGAUCGCGAUGCCAGUCAAUUCACCGUACCGUACCCAUGUCAGCCAAAUUGUCUUGAAGAUGGCCGAAGACGGUAAAUUACAAAAACUCAAAACGAAGUGGUGGAAGGAAAUAGAUGCAGGCAAUUGCGAACAAGAAAAGCAAGAUAAAACGGAGGGAGCAUCUAAACUAGGAAUUGGCAAUGUGGGUGGUGUUUUCGUUGUUCUGGCGCUAGGGUGCUCGUGCGCAUCGAUAUUGGGCAUUGUAGAAUUUCUGUGGAACGUCAAAGAUUUGGCUAUCCAAGAAAAGAUUUCUCUGUAUGAUGCACUGAAAAUGGAGCUGCUGUUUGCUCUCAAUUUUACGAUUACAUCGAAGCCGGUGUUCAGUAAUCCGAGCAAAAGUCCCACACCGAGCGAGGACAUUGAAGACUCCCAUCAGUCCACCGAUACAUUGAACACGAUGUCGAAAUUUAAAGGUUGAUUUCCGUUAUUUGUGGAUUGUGAAAUUGUGGUAGUCCCUAAAUAAAGUAAAGUCUUGCAAA
Molecule: messenger RNA, 2830 nt
Organism: Bradysia coprophila
Lineage: Eukaryota; Metazoa; Arthropoda; Insecta; Diptera; Sciaridae
Product: glutamate receptor ionotropic, kainate 2-like
Biological process (GO): monoatomic ion transport
Cellular component (GO): membrane
Molecular function (GO): signaling receptor activity; ligand-gated monoatomic ion channel activity
Source: RefSeq, a predicted model, not a curated record